Molecule: messenger RNA, 1009 nt
Organism: Eurytemora carolleeae
Lineage: Eukaryota; Metazoa; Arthropoda; Copepoda; Calanoida; Temoridae
Product: zinc finger protein 64 homolog, isoforms 1 and 2
Exons: 9
Coding region: 30-887 (285 amino acids)
Cellular component (GO): nucleus
Source: RefSeq, a predicted model, not a curated record
AGGAGAGGGAUUCCUGUUCUAUAUGCGGAAUGGGUUUUUCCAAGAAACAGAAACUGAAAUAUCACAUGAGAACCCACACUGGUGAGGGUUUAAAGUCCUGUAUUAUAUGUGACAAAGUUUUCACCCAUUCCUACGCUCUCAACUCACAUGUGAGAAUUCAUCAAAAGGAGAAUCAGUUCAUGUGCUAUGUUUGUAAAAAGAAUGGAAUAAAAACAAAAGAGGAUUUGUACAGUCAUCUGGGUGAGCAUGGUUCCGGGGACUUCCAGUGUACUGAAUGUGAUGCUGUCUUUAGGUUCUCUAAACUUCUUAACAGACAUGUACUUACAGUACACAAACAGUUAAAGGGGUUCCAGUGCAGUGCGCAGACAUGUAAUUACAGAACAGCUUAUAUCCAGCAUAUUCGGGAACAUACCCAGGAGUCACACAGUGUUAAGAAUCCACAGUGUCCUACACACUUUCUUGAUCAUCAUAAUAGUACUUGGAUUCUAGAAGAUGAUAAGUGUAACGUGCUUGAGGAGGACCUCUACAGUAUAUAUGAAUGCUUGGACCCAAUCCUUGACCAGCAUGUCCUUGGAUCUGAGUACAAGGAAGAGGAGGCGUUCACGAAUGUGAAGGAAGAGAGAGAGGACGCAGAUGAGAGGGACGGAGAAGGAUUUACUGAUGAGAAUGAAAGUGAGAACGCUGGAAACAAUCUUGAAGACGGAGGAAUUGAACAUGAGGACGAUACCAAAGAACAAGAAGAAGGAGAAGAUGAACUAGAAAGAGAAGAUGAUCAAGAAGUUGUAGAACUAGAAGGGUUGCCAGUUAAACAGGAGUAUAUAGAAAUAACGCGGGGCAUUACAGAUUGCAAGCGCUUUAACCUUUCUGGCUGUCAACAAAUUAAAUAAAAUAAGAUUGCUUUAUUUGUCAAAUUCUUACUGCGAUAAUACUCCAAAGCAGCAUAAAAGCCAUGAAAAAAAUUGUUCGUAAUAAAAAUGAUAAUAUUAUUAUCUUUAAUUUUUUAGUUUUU